This is a messenger RNA of Dermacentor andersoni, 4159 nucleotides long. It is a transcript of the gene Elp1, whose product is annotated as elongator complex protein 1. The record is from RefSeq and is a predicted model, not a curated record. Gene Ontology annotation, molecular function: protein binding; tRNA binding. Gene Ontology annotation, cellular component: elongator holoenzyme complex; cytosol. Lineage: Eukaryota; Metazoa; Arthropoda; Arachnida; Ixodida; Ixodidae. Gene Ontology annotation, biological process: tRNA wobble base 5-methoxycarbonylmethyl-2-thiouridinylation.
ACUGAGUAGCGCGUGCGUGCGGUUCUGUAUUUCUGCUUGAUCUGUUUGUGCGGUUUUCUGCUACGGCUUUGAGAGGCUUGAAUAUUGUAUUGACAAGCGCACGCUUUCUGUAGCGUGAGCUAAGAAUAUCAGCCAUGCGAAAUCUACAGCUUCGACGGACAUUAACUAAAAAACUUUCAUUGGUAGACACCAACUGCCGCAUUUGCUCCGACGCUGAUUCCGGAAUCGUUUACAUCGUCAGUGGAAACUGCAUCGUUUCUCUUGGGAGCGAUUUAGAGGAGACCAGGACCCUGGUUGGCGAGCUUGGCAAUGACGGCGGCGUCAUUUCAAGCUUCGUUUUCUUGUCGGAGUUCCAGUCACUUUGCGUCGGAAAAAAAUCUGGUGACAUACUGAUGUACGACGUCAAAAGUGGCAAUGCUCAAUCGGUUGGCAGUGUUACGGGUGGCAUUUUGGCCAUGCAAUGGAGUCCAGAUUAUGAACUCGUCGUUAUUGUUUCGGGUGAACAGAAGCUGUUGCUGAUGACAAAAGACUUCGACCUUAUCUCAGAAAAAGAGCUUCAUCCUGCAGAAUUUGGUCAAUGUGUUCCCAUCACUGCUGGGUGGGGCUCCAAAGAAACCCAAUUUCACGGGUCUGAAGGGAAACAGGCGGCCAAGGUUGAAGCUAAGCCCCCCGAGCCAGCCUUCUGGUGGGAUGACAAGUGUCCUCGUGUUUCAUGGCGUGGUGAUGGCCAGUACUUUGCCACUUCUUGCAUUGACCCUACUGGCGGAAAUCGUAAGCUGAGGCUAUGGAGCCGAGAUGGCAUUUUGCAGUACACAGGCGAGGAUUUGAUUGGCCUAGAACAAGCCCUUGGUUGGAAGCCAUCAGGCAGUGUGAUAGCCUCAAGCCAGCGACUACCGAACAAGCACAUGAUUGUCUUCUUUGAAAAGAAUGGUUUAAAUCAUGGAGGCUUCCAGCUGCCCUUUGCCUCUAAUGAAUUUAAGGUGAAGGAAGUAAUCUGGAGUCCAGACUCUACCAUUCUGGCUGUGGUUGGGUCAAUGUUUUCAUCUGAUGAAUCAUCAUUGGCUCCCAAAGAACUGGUGCUGUUGUACAGUAUGAAGAACUACCAUUGGUACCUGAAGCAGACACUACAGUUCGGCACAAGGGAACAGGAAAGGCUUGCCGACCUUCACUGGGAUGAAGGCAGCGUACUCACUCUACAUGUGCUGUCUGUUGACGGGCAGUACUGGCAUUACGAUUGGUCUUGUGCCGUGCACAGGAGCCACUGUGAGACAGAGGAGAGCACUGCCAAUGUGGCUGUCAUCGAUGGAGAUACUGUGUUGGUGACACUCUUCAAGGUGGCUGUUGUUCCGCCACCGAUGUGUAGCUACAGAGUCAAGACGGCUGCAUCCGUCAACGAGGUGGCAUUUGGAGUUGGGGUGCAUGAGAAUGAUUUUGUCAUUGCACUUCAGAAUGAAAGCAGCCUUGUGUUCGUGCUCAGCAACUCGGGAGACUUUGUGAAGACAUCCAGCAACCACUGCACACUGCAGCUUGAUGGUGCGGGUGGAAAAGAUGGCUUCAAGGUUACAUCAACUAUCCCUGAAUGCUAUGGGCCUUACAGAAUAAAUUUCGAUGCAAUUGAAAUACCUGAGUGUGCUAUGACCUUGCACCAUUGGACAUGGCCCUCCAAGGAUUAUUUGCUGUGCGUCUGUACAACUGAGGAAUCCCAUCAGCUGCUGCGAGUGGACAUCAGGCAUGAACAAGAAACACAUCUUGUUGCAAAAUCAUUGUGCCUAUUGAAAGACUCUGUGCUAACCAUCUCUACAAAUUCAACUGGGUCUGUUGUUUGCAUUCAGUAUCAGGAUGGCAGUUGCGCUGCCCCAAACUCAGAUGGAAUAGUGGUUCCAUGGCUUUGUGGUGAUGGAACUCCACUUAAGCUGCCAAGGCCUUGUGCUACUGUUGCUGUUUGUGAAGUUCUGAAACAGCCGAGAGUAAUAGCACUGUCAGACCGUUUCGAGCUGUUCUGUGACAGCGUGAAGAUAUGCGAUGACUGCACAUCCUUCAGGAUUCACGGGAAGUUCAUUCUACUGACCACACAUCGCCACACCCUGCGUUGUCUGCUGUUGGACUUUGACCUAGCAAAUCUUUUGAAUGGUGGAUCAACUGAGUCUUUAAAUGAUGCCCCACGAGAGCUGGAGAGCGGCUCAUUACUAGUGACCAGUGUUCCAGCCGACGGGCGUGUGGUUCUCCAGCUUCCACGAGGAAACCUGGAGACCAUAUCACCAAGAGUGCUUGUGUUGGACAGAGUUUGCGACCAUCUUGAUAGAAGGGAAUACAGAGAUGCAUUUCUUUUGAUGAAGGUGAAUCGAAUUGACCUAAAUCUUCUUUGUGACCAUGAUCCCUCAACCUUCUUGAGCAGCUUGUCAGAGUUUGUUCAACAAGUACAAGAGCCAACAGACCUCAACCUGUUCAUAACAGGGCUCACGGACAAAGAUGUCUCGACCACAAUGUAUGCAUCAGCCUACCGAGCCCGAAAGCGUGUGCCCUUUGUGUUCAAAAAGAACAAGAGAGAUGAAAUUUGUGACAGCCUAAGAAAUGUUCUUGAGCACGUCGACUAUGACAAGUACCUUCUCUCUGUGUUGACGUGCCAUGCUAAAAAGACAGACCCAGAGCUUGAUGAAGCAUUGUCCAAGAUCUACAGCCUUAAAGAUUCUGGGAAAAAGGCAGGCACAACAUGUGACGAAGCACUCAAGUACCUCUUCUACCUUGUGGAUAGGAAAGACCUGUUUGAUGUUGCCCUUGGAACAUACAACUUCGACAUUGUUCUCAUGGUUGCAGAAAAGUCUCAAAAGGAUCCUAAAGAGUAUGUUCCAUUUCUGAACAAGCUAAACAAACUGGAGCCCAAUUAUCGCCGCUUCACGAUAGACAUGCACUUGGAGCGUUACAAGAAGGCCCUCCAGAACAUCAGUCUAUGUGGUGAACCGCACUUCAGUGAGUGUCUUAAUCUCAUCAAAUCACAGAGGCUGUACACAACAGCACUUGGCCUCUUUCCAGAAGGUUCACAAGAAAGGAAGGAAGUAUGGGCUAUCUAUGGCGAUUACCUGUUUGAGAAGAAACACUACGAGGAGGCUGGACUUGUCUACUGGCGCUGUGAUAAACUGCAAAAGGCUGCGAGGGCCUUUGAGAUGUGCCUAAAUUGGAACUUGCUGCUUUCAACAGCUUACCAGAUGAAGUAUGACCAAGACAGCCUGGAAGCCCUUGCAAACAGGACAAUUGAUGCUUUGGUACUCGCCAAACGUUACAAGGAAGCCUCUGAAAUUUCGGAAACCUUCCUAAAGGAUGAAGAAAGAACAGUUCGCAUCUUGCUUGACGCACACAUGUGGGAUGUUGCACUGGCAAAGAUUCACCAUUUCAGCAAGUUGGAGCUCACUGAGAAGUUGUGGAAGCCAGCUGUCAACAGCGAGCUUGAAUUCAUGUUGGAAACUAUGGAUUCACUGAAGGCCACAUGGUCCAAGCAUGUGGCACGGCUAAUGAUUGUUCGUGAGCACAAAGCCAAUGAGGAACAAGGGGAGGGAGAUCUUGACGAUGGUGCAUUUUCCGACGUGGCAAGCGUGACAUCCAGGACAGUCGGUGGGAGCGUUGCUGGUGGCAGCUCCAUUUCGGGAUCGAUUGCCACCAUGAGGACAUCAAGGAAUCGUAAGAAACAAGAACGCAAAAAGUAUGUGCUGAAGGAAGGCUCCCGUUAUGAGGACUUGGCACUCAUCAUUGCACUUGGCGAAGUGGCCUCUUCAUCUGACAAACUACAAGAGGAGUGCAGGGACCUUCUGCGUGCUCUGGUGCUAUGUGGCUUGGAUCAAGAGGCCAGGAGCCUACAACAUCUGUUUGCAGCACUGCUAGACAUCAUAGAAAAGGAUAUUCCCAAUGUUUGGCCUCCAGAAACAGCUGAAAGCACACUGCCUCUUGGGCCCCACUCGUCAUCAACAAUGAUUGCUGAAGCAGUACAGAAACAAAAAAUUGUGGAGCAUGUGAUAUCAGAUCCGGCACUUCGACAACCACCUACACUUCGACGAAACCUUUGCUGGAAACUUCAGAUGCUAACCUAAUCAACUGUGAACAUUCAGUGCAAUGUAUGAAGAGUACUAUACAGCAGUUGACUGUAAAUAUAUGCUGCCGCUUCCAUGCA